AUGUUGUCCAUUGCUCGAAAGGUGUCGACCCCCAUGGUCGCACGCUUGGCUGCUCGAUCGACACCGCUUGUUCGUCCCAUGGUGGCUGCUCGUCGUCAAUACAAUGCCUAUAACAAUGAUGCUGCUGCUGCUGAAAAGGAAACCAUUGUCAAGUUGCUUUACAACAUUGGUUCUCGCAAGGAGGUGGAACAAUAUUUGCGUCAUUUUUCAUCCGUCGAGUCUCAAAAGUUUGCUGUCAUCAAGGUUGGCGGUGCUGUAUUGACUGAUGAGUUGGAGACCCUCGCAUCGGCUUUGACGUUCUUGAAUCGAGUUGGUUUAUAUCCCAUCGUCUUGCAUGGUGGUGGACCUCAAUUGAAUCGUUUGUUGGAGGAUGCUGGUGUUGAACCACAAUAUGAGGAAGGCAUUCGUAUCACUGAUGCUACAACCAUGGAGAUCGCUCGCAAGGUGUUCAUGGCCGAAAACCUCAAGCUUGUCGAUGCCCUUGAACGUCAUGGUACUCGUGCUCGUCCUAUCCCUGGCGGUGUAUUUUCAGCUGAAUAUCUCGACAAGGACAAGUAUGGCUUUGUUGGUAACAUCACGGGUGUCAACAAGGAUGCUAUUGAAUCAUCCAUUCGUGCUGGUGCAUUGCCUAUCUUGACAUCGCUUGCUGAAACUCCUGAUGGCCAAAUCCUUAACGUGAAUGCUGAUGUCGCUGCUGCCGAACUUGCCACUGUUUUGGAACCCUUGAAGAUUGUAUUCUUGAAUGAAAAGAAUGGCUUGUACCACGGUGUCACCGGCAAGAAGAUCGUUACCAUCAAUCUUGAUGAGGAGUAUGAGGACUUGAUGAAGGAACCUUGGGUCAAAUAUGGCACUCGUCUCAAGAUUCGUCAAUGCAAGGAAUUGUUGGAUGGAUUGCCACGCUCAUCUUCGGUGGCUAUUAUCUCGGCUAGCCAUUUGCACAAGGAAUUGUUCACUGAUUCUGGUGCCGGUACUUUGAUUCGCCGUGGCCACAAGUUGUUCAAGUACAACAAGCUCGAUCAAGUUGAUCCUGAUAAGAUUCGCCGUAUCAUGGAGAGCGAAGAUCCUGUUGUCAAGUCUGGUGAAAUGUCCGUUGCCAGCUAUUUGCGUGAAUUGCAACGCAAGAACGUUACCUUGUAUACGGAUGAACCUGGUCAAGUGAUGGCUAUUGUUACUACCGAUCCUGCCGAUCCAUCUAAGCCAGCUGUGCUUGAAAAAUUGCUUGCCAGCAAGACUGCCGUGUUGAACAAUGUGCCCGAUAAUUUGUGGAGUUCCAUUCGCAAGGAUCAUGAUGUGUUGACAUGGCGUGUGUCCGCAAAGGCUGAGGAUGGCAACCUUGAUCAAUCAUGGCAUUUUGAACGUGCUGAUGGCUCUCUUCGCAACCCACAAGAUGGCAGCACUAUGUUCUUUUAUGGUAUCCAAGAUUCGGAACGUGUCAAGCAGACCCUGGAUCGUUUCAAGGGUGGUGCUGCCAAGGCCCCUGCAGGUGCACGUGCUUUUUCCACCUUUGCUCAACAACGUCGUAGCUACUCUACCGUCAAGACUGCCAAUGUUGGUUUGAUCGGUGCUCGUGGUUAUACAGGUCGUGAGCUUAUCAACAUUAUCAACAACCACCCCAACCUCAACCUUACCCAUGUCAGCUCGCGUGAAUUGGAAGGCAAGCCUCUGGAAGGUUACACCAAGUCAUCCCUCUCCUAUGUCAACCUCAAGCCAGAGGAUCUCACUGCUCAAAAGGAAGUUGAUGCCUGGGUAUUGGCUUUGCCCAAUGGCAUUUGCCCUCCCUUUGUCAAGCAAGUCGAUCAAGCUGUCAAGGAAAACCGCUCCCCUGAAAAGGUCUUGAUUGAUCUUGGUGCUGAUUAUCGCUUCACUGAUGAAUGGACUUAUGGUCUUCCUGAAUUCAACCGCAAAAACUUGGUUGGUGCCACCCGUAUUGCCAACCCUGGUUGCUAUGCCACUGGUGCUCAAAUGUCUUUGCGUCCUCUUCUUCCCUUCCUUGACAAGUAUGCUGCUCCUACCGUCUUUGGUGUUUCUGGCUACUCUGGUGCCGGCACCAAGCCUUCUCCCAAGAACGAUCCCGAAGUUUUGCGUGACAACUUGCUCCCUUACAGCAUGACCAACCACAUUCAUGAACGUGAAGUGUCUCAUCAACUUGGCACACCUGUCAACUUUAUUCCCCACGUGGCUUCCUAUUUCCAAGGCAUCCAACUCACCGUCAAUGUGCCUCUUGGAAAGUCCAUGAACGCCAAUGAUGUUCGCAACGUCUUCCAAGAAUUCUACCAAGGUGAAAAGUUGGUCAAGGUAUUGGAGAGUGGUGAGCCUUAUGUCCGUGACAAUUCUGGCAAGCACUUUGUUCGUAUUGGUGGCUUCAGUGUUCAUCCCGAUGGCAAGCGUGUUGUUGUUGCCGCCACCAUCGACAACCUUUUGAAGGGUGCUGCUACUCAAGCUGUUCAGAACUUGAACAUUGCUCUUGGCUUUGACGAAUAUGCCGGCAUUCCCAUCGAGUAA
Molecule: messenger RNA, 2502 nt
Organism: Lichtheimia ornata
Lineage: Eukaryota; Fungi; Mucoromycota; Mucoromycetes; Mucorales; Lichtheimiaceae
Product: N-acetyl-gamma-glutamyl-phosphate reductase
Exons: 4
Coding region: 1-2502 (833 amino acids)
Biological process (GO): L-arginine biosynthetic process
Cellular component (GO): mitochondrion; cytoplasm; mitochondrial matrix
Molecular function (GO): NAD binding; NADP+ binding; L-glutamate N-acetyltransferase activity, acting on acetyl-CoA as donor
Source: RefSeq, a predicted model, not a curated record